AGUUUUUAGCUAACAGGACUCCGGAAAACUCUGGCAUAUCUAAACUUCUCUAACAUGAUAUUUGGUUUUUUUAUAUUCUGUUUUCUUCAUCUGCCUGAAAAUAAUGGUGCGUCUAACAGCGACAGAGUCUCCCAAACACCUCCGUUUAUCAUUAAGAAAACGGGUGAACCUUUCGCCAAUAACAAUAUCAGCUGUUCACACAGCAUACCAAAUUAUGAAGUCAUUCUCUGGUACAAACAGGACCAACAUAAAGCUCUAAAGCUCCUGGGAUAUAUGAAUGUAAUUUUUGAGAAUAUCGAGGUUGACGUUACAGGAAAAAUCAGCAUUGACGGAGACGGCCGCACAACAUCACGCCUCAGCGUUUCUGAUCUUUCAUUUAAUGACAGCGGUCUAACUGAUGGAAACGAUGUCACCCAGACGGACAUACUGUGGGCAGACGAGGGAAACGAAGCAACAAUGAACUGCAGCCACACGAAGGGUGCUGACUUCUUCCAGAUGUACUGGUACAGACAGCUGCCAGGACAAACAAUGAAUCUAAUCGUGUUCACAAGAAGCGGCAUUGAAGAUCAUGAUUUUGGAAAACUCAGCAAAGAAAAAUUUGCAGCCACCAAGCCUGAUGUUGAGACCGGGACAUUCACAGUGAAGAAUCUGGAGCCAGAAGAUAAAGGCUUGUAUUUCUGUGCUGUGAGCAAACACAGUGAUCCAGACACAUUCAACAGCUGA
Plectropomus leopardus (leopard coralgrouper) is the source of this 723-nucleotide messenger RNA. The record is from RefSeq and is a predicted model, not a curated record. NCBI's taxonomy places the organism in Eukaryota, Metazoa, Chordata, Actinopteri, Perciformes, Serranidae.